Lottia gigantea (owl limpet) is the source of this 1380-nucleotide messenger RNA. RefSeq lists its product as hypothetical. The coding region runs from base 26 to 976 and encodes 316 amino acids. Gene Ontology annotation, biological process: fatty acid metabolic process. NCBI's taxonomy places the organism in Eukaryota, Metazoa, Mollusca, Gastropoda, Lottiidae. The record is from RefSeq and is a predicted model, not a curated record. Gene Ontology annotation, molecular function: NAD+ binding; oxidoreductase activity, acting on the CH-OH group of donors, NAD or NADP as acceptor. The transcript is spliced from 6 exons.
CAAAGUUCAUUUUGGACGUGUAAUAAUGGCCUGCAAGUCUGAAAAGGGUAAAAUUGCUAUUAUCGGAAGUGGACUUAUUGGGCAAAGUUGGGCUGCGAUAUUUGUCGGAGCUGGCUAUAAUGUUACUGUUUAUGAUAUUGAUGAUAAGCAAAUAGAAAAGGCUUUAGCUAAUAUGACAAAAUCAUUAAAGUCAUACGAAACACAAGGAUGUUUAAGAGGCAAUUUAUCUGCAGAGGAACAAUCCAAGUUGAUAACUGGUAGUCAUGAUAUAAAGGCUUGUAUGGAGAAUGCUAUUUACGUUCAGGAAUGUGUACCCGAAAGUAUUGAGAUGAAGAAGAGCGUGUUUGGAGAAUUAGACAAAUAUUGCACUAAAGAUAUGGUUAUAGCAAGUUCUAGUAGUUGUAUUAAUUCAUCACAAUUUACAGAAAAUUUAAAUCAUAAAACUAAUAUGUUAAUAGCACAUCCCGUUAAUCCACCAUAUUUUUUACCAUUAGUUGAAAUAAUACCAGCCCCAUGGACAGCCACUGAGAUUACAAACAGGACCAGACAAUUAAUGGAAGAAAUAGGACAAGCACCUAUUACGUUAAAGAAAGAGGUUCCUGGAUUCGCAUUAAACAGAAUUCAAUAUGCUGUUAUUAAUGAAUGUUGGAGUCUUUAUAAGAAUGGUGUAUUGAGUGCUGAAGAUAUUGAUAAAGUUAUGUAUGAAGGACUUGGUAGAAGAUAUGCUUUUAUUGGUCCACUUGAAACUAUGCAUUUGAAUGCAGAUGGUAUUAAAGACUAUUGUAAGAAAUAUGCUGAAGGAAUGCAAAAGGUAUCAUCAACAUUUACACCACCACCUAUAGAAUAUGAUGCUGCUACAGCUGAUAACAUACAGGAGGAACUCACUAAUAUAGUACCAGCAGAUCAAACCCAAACUCGUAAAGAAUGGAGGGAUGAAAGAUUAGCACAGUUAGACAAACUUAAAAGAAAUAAAUAAUGGCAAAGAAAAGAAUUUUUUAAUGCACAUCACAGUCCCAAAGGAUUUUCUAUCCCUGGUCCUCUCAUCUUUUUUAAGAUCCAGAUUUCAGCUUACUUGGGCACCAAUGAUACAUUAUACCUAAUGCAUGAUAUCUGUAGAGAGAAUAAUAAUAUUUAUAAGGUCAAACGGUAUGUUCUUGUGCUGAAAUUUAGCUCUUAGAGCUGGUAUCUAGACGAUUACAUUAAUUUUUUUAAAGGUCCCAUAUACUUUUGUGUAUUGCAUUACAUCUUCAUAUUCUAGGGAUUCAAACACAAAAGACAUCAAUGUCACAGGGAUUCUGAUAUAUCUAAUGUCACAUGUCACUUCCAUAGGUAACUCUUUAAUUCCAAUUAAGUUGUUUCAGUGUCUUCUAAUUCCUUUUU